Chanos chanos (milkfish) is the source of this 1508-nucleotide messenger RNA. RefSeq names its product H3 histone, family 3B.1 (gene h3f3b.1). Gene Ontology annotation, molecular function: DNA binding; protein heterodimerization activity; structural constituent of chromatin. Gene Ontology annotation, cellular component: nucleosome. Bases 107 to 517 code for a protein of 136 amino acids. Lineage: Eukaryota; Metazoa; Chordata; Actinopteri; Gonorynchiformes; Chanidae. The record is from RefSeq and is a predicted model, not a curated record. The transcript is spliced from 4 exons.
AAAACAUUUCCUCAUCCAUUGUGUGAACGAAGCACCCAAUACAGGAUCUGUCGUACAAACGUCUUUUUCUUCGGCUUUUAAAAAUCACUGGUGAUCUUCAUUCGAUAUGGCUCGUACUAAGCAGACCGCCCGUAAAUCCACUGGAGGAAAAGCUCCACGCAAGCAGCUGGCUACGAAAGCGGCUCGAAAGAGUGCCCCCUCUACUGGUGGGGUGAAGAAACCCCAUCGCUACAGGCCUGGUACCGUGGCCCUGCGUGAGAUCCGUCGGUACCAGAAGUCCACCGAGCUGUUGAUCCGGAAGCUUCCGUUCCAGCGCCUGGUCAGAGAGAUCGCUCAGGACUUCAAAACCGAUCUGCGCUUCCAGAGCGCAGCUAUUGGAGCCCUGCAGGAGGCCAGUGAGGCGUACCUGGUGGGUCUUUUUGAGGACACCAACCUGUGUGCCAUCCAUGCCAAGCGUGUCACCAUCAUGCCCAAAGACAUCCAGCUGGCACGCCGCAUCCGUGGGGAACGCGCAUAGAUGCCCGUCUUUCAUUUUCUCCUCUCCUGUCUGUCUUUUUCUCCUCCCUCCUUUUCUGUGUCGUCUGUUUUUUAGAGUGACAAAAAUCAUGAUAAGAGUAACUUGUGUUAGUGUGUGUGUAUGUGUGUGUGUGUGUGUUUUUUUCUCUGUCUCUCUCUCUCUGUCAGUGUUCUCAGUGAGCAGAUGUUUUAGAACGUGGCUGUAGCCCGCCACGGUUUGUGGUGUAUUCGGAUUGGCUAAUCAUCUGUUCAGGCAGAUGAGCCAGCGAAUGAGGUGGUGGGUUAGAGCCAUGCCUGGUGGGGUUCAGAGGGGGGGGGGGUAUUUAAGGGGAACGGGCAGGGUAAGGCUGUUGAGGAGUCACUGAUGUCCUCGUCAAGGUGCUAAACGUUUCCUCGCCAUCCCACUGCCCCUCGCUGGAGAGGACAGAACAGUCGGCCUCUGUGGACAUGCCUCGUCAACUUUUUAAGUGUUUUUUUUUUUUUAUAUCUAUAUAUUAUUAUUGCUGUUAUUAUAAUUAUGGUGUAUUCUUCUUUUGUAAUAUAUAUUCGCAUUUGGUUCAUGUAUUCAAGGUGAUUUCACAGGAGUUUUUGGUUUUGAUUUACAGGAAUUGGUAAUUCUGUAGGGUUUAUGACUGUUAGUAAUCUGCAAACCAAUAAAGAGAUUUUUUUUUUUUUUUUAAACAGAUUUUUCAUGUUUUGAUGGAUGAGAAAAACUAUGUUUUAUUGGUCAUUAUCAAUGGGAAUAAAUGUCUAAUUCAUAGACACAUGUAGCAAAAAUACAUUCAUACCAUUUAUUAUUCUAUAACAUAUUCCAUAUUUCUUUUACCUGGUGACAUUUUAAAGAUCUGUCACUCACUCAGGUUUUUUCUAUUCUCUUUCAUGGUUUUGUAUCACUCGGGUUUUUAACGUCCAGAUAUCAAGAGAGCACAUAUUUGUAAAACCAAAAUUUCUCAUUGUAAGUAAUGAGACAAUAAAUCCAUGUUAUGAACAAG